Rubroshorea leprosula is the source of this 1496-nucleotide messenger RNA. Lineage: Eukaryota; Viridiplantae; Streptophyta; Magnoliopsida; Malvales; Dipterocarpaceae. The record is from the annotation of a GenBank genome assembly.
AACCCAGUCACAUGCAUGUGGGUUCUGCUCCGUGGAUACCAAGUGACUAGUAAUUUGGUGGGGCCUGCUCAUUGGAGCUUUUAGCGGAGACAUAUAAUCUAUGCCAUACCUUUCUUAGAGCAGUGCUAGGAGCACUCGCCUUUUGCACUCUCUGGCCAACACUUUCCUUUUAGUUGGGCCACGUGAGCUUGUUUCAAGCUUUACAGUGCAACCUCUUACAUACCAGAAUAACAUGGCCCAAUAAAAGUGAAACUGUUGGCCGGGGAGUGCAGGAGGUGAGUGCCACUAGCCUCCUCUCUUUCUUAAUGAUUUUUGAAUGAUAGUUUUGGCAACGUAGAAAAUACAAGGAGGUUUUUUUUUUUUUUUGGUAAAUCAAAUACAAGUAGUUGGAUCUUCGUUCUUCCCCUAUAUUCUAAUUCUAUAAUAAUAAUUAUUAAAAAUUAAGUAAAUGGAAAUUUCUUCCGACUUUCAUGCACUGUCCAAUUCCUGAAUUCACUAGGCAACCCACAAAAUUUUCUCCUCAACCAAGUAAACAUUUUCUCUCAUUUUCCUCUCAAUUCCUAAGAAAAACUCACUCUCAACCCUUCACACAGCUUAAAAUAUGGUUUUUUUUCAGUUUAAUUUUAAAUGCACCCACUUUCAUUGCCUGGGUUGCAAACCCGCCAGCGAGACCGAAAUACGCCGCGAGGCCGAAAAACUCCGUGAGGCAGAAAAACGCCGCGAGGCCGAAAAACGCCGCGAGGCAGAAAAACGCCGCGAGGCAGAAAAACGCCGCGAGGCCGAAAAACGCCGCGAGGCCGAAAAACGCCGCGAGGCAGAAAAACGCCGUGAGGCAGAAAAACGCCGUGAGGCAGAAAAACGCCGUGAGGCAGAAAAACGCCGCGAGGCCGAAAAACGCCGUGAGGCAGAAAAACGCCGCGCCGCCGAUAAACGCCGCGCGCCCGAAAAACGCCGCUAGACCGAAAAACGCCUCGCGACCAAAAAACGCCCCUCGACCAGCAACGCAGCCGCGACCCAAACCAGUCACAGUCGCCCUCACCAGUCAUCCGGAGGCGCUUUGAUGGUGAAAUUCGGAUUCAGGUGGUAGAGCAUCGUGACCUGUUUGGCAUGCCGGUGGAAACACAGAUACAAGAUUAAUGUGAGAUUAAAAGGUUAUCUCAUUUUUGUUUUUUUGUUUUUUUUUUUUUAUUAAUUUUUUAGUCCUAUUUCAUAGGAGUGUGGACUGUAGAGGACUCGGUUUCCUCUCUUUCUCUCUUUUUCUUUUCUGGGUGUAAUUGUUUUGGAUUUUUUAGCUAAAAUAGAUACUAGCCAACAAUCUGAUUUUGUUACGUAUAAUCAAUGCCCUUCUUAUGUUUCCCAUCUUUAGUUCUUUUGUACUGAGAAGCUAUUGGGAAUGUUCUUCCCAGAACUGUAACGGUUGAUUAAUGUAUAAUGCUAUCGUCUUUUACAAAAAAAAAAAAAAAAAAAAAAAAAAAAAAUGAAGUUUUGGAUUUUCA